Molecule: messenger RNA, 1291 nt
Organism: Amphimedon queenslandica
Lineage: Eukaryota; Metazoa; Porifera; Demospongiae; Haplosclerida; Niphatidae
Product: coiled-coil domain-containing protein 92-like
Exons: 3
Coding region: 108-1172 (354 amino acids)
Source: RefSeq, a predicted model, not a curated record
AACCAAACACAAGCUCCGUGCUACCUGCAUCUAAUCAUUGUCCUCUCUCUCUCUCUCUCCCUCUCUCUCUUUUCUUUUGAGCUCUAGCCUUCGUUGCUUCUAGAGAUAUGUCUUAUGGUACUUUAGAAGCUACUGGACUGGAUUCAAACAGUUCAUUAAGUUUCUUACAAGCUGAACAUUCUCAAACACUGAAAGGCCUUCAUUCUGAAAUACACAAGUUACAACAGAAAUGUGCCAGACUAACGUUUGAGCUGACAAUGGCUGGUGGGAAUGGAGCAACCAGCUCUAAACAAGGUAAUCUAUUGGAGGAAGAAAUGUUGCAGAAUCAAGAGCAAAUAGCUCUUUUGAGAUCACAGUUAACAAUGCAUAAGGAGAAGAUGAAUUUCCUUGAGCGAGAAGUCCAAACACUACGCAAGCAAACGUCAAACUUGUUAAAAGAGAAGGAAGACUUACUAAAGAUGACACAAUUCAAAAUUGAAGAGAAGUCAACAACCAUAGCCCAAUUGGUAUCAAAGCUCCACCAGGCACAGCUAUUGAUACACACCCUCCAGCAAGGACAGCACUCUGCGGUCUCCUCUCCUUCCACUGCAGGCAGUUUCCUGGACCCUCCACCUGGGAGUCCUAUCAGAACUCCUCGCGGACACAUAAUGCGUAGAACUGUCAGAAGAACUGAAACUUUCCCUCAACAAAUGGUAGCCGGGAACAUGGAGAGUGAAAACCCUGUUAGCAGAAAACACUCGGCAACAAGUGGACAGCUUAUAUCACCUUCAACAGACUCACUGGUGAAGAGCAGCAGAGAUGAAGUCAUAAGAGGACAUGUGAAGCAGCCUCAAAUACUAGCAAGGUCUUUAAAAAUGCGGCAAGCACAGAAGCCAGUCCUGCCACCAAUACAAUCAAAUGAAAUACUUGAAGCAACAGCUUCAAUACCGCCACCUCCAAAUCCUCCUCCAGCCCACAGGCAAAGAUACUCACUUAACAAAGGCCUUAAUAGUGCUCCUUGCUCCUUACGUCUUAUGAAUUACUCAUCUCGUCAUCAUUCUGCAUUUCAAGGAGAAGAGGGCAAAGGAGACAAGGUAGAGGAGGAAGAGGAGUCUGAAGCAACAGAGGGUACUCUAUUAGUGAAGCAUCAAGCAGAAUCUUUGUACUAUAAGCCUCAGGCACAUAGAAAAUGAUCAGUAAUAAUAAUAAUAAUGAUAAUAAUAAUAAUGUUAUUAUUAGUAGUGUAAAAAUAAUAAUAAUGAUGAUAAUGAUGACAACUAUCAUUUAUUUUUGGGUGUUUUGUUGAUAAUAA